Molecule: messenger RNA, 1411 nt
Organism: Bufo bufo (common toad)
Lineage: Eukaryota; Metazoa; Chordata; Amphibia; Anura; Bufonidae
Gene: LYSMD4
Product: LysM domain containing 4
Exons: 4
Coding region: 230-1045 (271 amino acids)
Source: RefSeq, a predicted model, not a curated record
CUUAGGCUUUCCAUGUACCGCAAGUCCUGGUGGCUGGGAUCAUCAGGCUGAGCGCUGCAACCGAGAAAGGGGAGGAGGAAAGCGGCCACGGGGGGCGGCACAGCUCGGGGAUUUCGGGCCUGUUCCGCUGUGAAAGGAGAAAGCCACGCAGUUCUAAUGGAUGUUCUCGCUCAGCUAGAAGUUCACCGGUAGCGGGUCACAGAGGCAGUAUUUCUUGGCUGUGAUAACCAUGCGUCUGAAAAAGGGACCUUCUCAUUCCUUCCAUCCACCAGCUACCGUCCAUUCAUCUCGAGGAAGCCAUGUUUACACAUUUACUAAUGGGUCAUCAGACCUCGACAGCUCCUCAGAAGAAGAACUUAACAUCUUGGAGCUGCGAGCGAGAGGAGGAAAGCUUCAUAGACAGAGUGCAUCGAGGGAAAAAGUUGGCGAUAUCGUUCUGCUGGAGCAUGCCAUUACAGAGAAUGACAACCUUAACAAACUGGCACUGCAGUAUGGCUGCAAGGUUGCUGAUAUUAAGAGGAUCAACAACUUUCUGAAAGAGCAGGACAUGUACGCCUUAAAGACCAUCAAGAUUCCAGUCAAAGUUCAUGGCAUUUUAACAGAGGGACACCGAUCAGCAGAUUCUAUCGACGUUGUCAUUGAGUCUGGUGAUGAGGCAUCGGUCACGCCAACGGAAAACCAAGAUAUAACCCAGUACUUCCGGGAGAUCGACCAGAACAUUGAGGCUGCAGCGCAGAACCAGGAGCUAUUCAGUGACUCACUGGACCUUGGGAAAGGCAACCAUCACCUCUCCACCAUCAUGAAGCAUAAAGAACCCAAUCUAGGAGCAGACUGGGGCAUACGAUGGUGGAAUGCUGUUUGUAUUAUGCUUUUAAUUGGGAUUGUGCUGCCAGUAUUUUAUAUCAUAUACUAUGAAACAUGGAAAGAAAAAUCACACUCUGCCAAUGUCACAAUUAAUGUUAUGUCAAACAUGAGCAGAUUGCUGGCAGAUCAAAUGCCCAACCCUGUGCAGUAUACAAAGAGACCUGUUGAUACAGGAGGCUGAGAUCUCAAGGAGGAAUAGAUGUAUGCAGUCUUAACAGAACCAGCUUGUCACUUUAUCUACACCAGUAUAAUAACUUUGUGUUCAUUGGUGGGAUUCACCACCAGGAGCAUUUAUCGAAAGGUGUUUUACAUGAUCAGAGUAAUAUAAGAAAAAAAAAUGCUCGACACACUACCGUCUUAUGGACUCUUAUCCCAUAUUCUGUUGUUUUACCAAAUAAUCUUCAUCCAAGAGCCAGCUUCAAGAUGUCAGGACUGUAUAAAGCUCCGGAUGGUUAUAAAGUGCUGCUAAAUUUGUCCUUUGUUUCCUGAUAUUGCAGACUAGAGCUUUGCUUCCCCCCUGUUUUUUUUUUUUAUGGUAGUGUUUGCU